GAUCCUUGCAGAUCUGCUGGGAUUUGGUGUUUGGAUGACCCGUGCUCCGGCUUUCCCCAGGGAAAACUGGGAGGAUUUAAGUCAAGCUUCGGCGUGGAUCUAGAUCUGUGCAUAGAGCUCCGGGACGGGCCGAUCUCCCGUCCAGCCCCCCCUUGCAGAUGUCCAUAAGGUGUCAGCUGAGUGAAAGCAGCUGGAGCCGAGCAACGCUGCACAGAUCCCCCUUUACAAGGAAGUUUUAUGUGAAAUAAUGUUUGACGAAGAGAUGCUGAUGAGACCUGAUUUCCAAAAGCAACCUCCCCUUCCCCUGCAGCCCCGCCCGCCUGCAUUGCUGGGGCUGGCACCGGGCUUAGGUGCGGACACGCGGCUGUGCCCUUAGCCUCGGGACAGGGGGCUGGCUCCCUUCCUGGGGAGGGGAUGCUGUUCCCUGCGGGUCCCUCCCCUCAAAUCCCCACCCAGGAGCUGGGGGUGGGGGAGGGAAGCGACUUCCCCCGGCCUGCUUCACACACGCACACGCUGAAGUCACUUUCCAAGGGCUUUGCCAGCCCCCCAGCAAGAGGCUUUGCUUGCUCCAGAGCUUCCCAGCUCCUCCUUCGCCGGCCUGGCUUGCAAAUACGGCACUCCCAGCCGGGGGCGGGGGCAACCUGUGGGCGGAGGCGGAGGCGGAGGGGGCGGCCACCCUCCCAGCCUGGCUCUGCAAAGCCACAUCCCUCCGAGGAUGCUCCAGGGCGGCAGCUUCCCCUGAGGACUCGGGGCAACCUUCCCCCGGGUCCUCGGGGGCUUUCCCAGGGUGAGAGGCACAGGACCAAGCUCUUCCCCCCAUAUCCUAGGGCAUUUCCCUUCCAGCAGCUACCGAAAUGCCCCGAUCCUGCAUUCAUACCUUUUCUAGUGGCAUAGGGAUCUGGCUGCGACCUGCCUGCUUUCCCCCAUCCCAGGGGAGGAGGCAGGCGACCCUCCAGCGCAGAUCCAGAGCCUGGGAGCUGCCAAUGCACCCCGUUUCCACCGGCCAGGCCUUGCCCCGGGCACCCCCAAGCGUGGCUUGCCAGGAUCUGGAUGCUUGGAGCGGGGGAUCAAGGACCAGCCGACACCUCCUCCUGCACCGGGUCAUGCGGACCCCUCCAGGGCAGCCCUUGCAUCAGCCAAUAACGUUAAAAAAAAUAAAAAAACAACAAAAAACCUCCCAGAGCGUGUGUGCGAAGGGGAAAAAAACUGGGCAUCCCAAAUGCCUAAUGUAAGCAGGGGCCAGCUGCGCGCACUUGUAAAGUUGUUAUAAUCCCCCUCCUUGUUAUAAACAGGAAAGUACAUAAUAUAAAGCAACAGGCCUGCAUUCACAAAUGCUAACCCUCUGUCCAGGCUCCCCAGUAAAGGCGUACCCCGAAAGGAUCAUACUGCUCCCUUCCCCUUCGCCGCAGCUCCUGCCGUGCAGCCAGGCGGGCACUGGGGGUCUUGCCCGCUGCGCUGCUGGGAGGCAGGAGCAUCCCCCUGAAUCCCGCAGCUCACCUGGGCAGAGUGCAAAGAAGAGGCGCACACAUUUCCCCUCCGCCUUUUCCAGGCACGAAGCACUGUGCACGCUCAAAAUGCGCCCGCAGCAAAUCAGCCCCUGCCAGGCUCAUUCACGCCAGCACAGAGGACCCCUCCUCAGUGCACCAGUGGGGUGACACCUCCCACCCCAUCUGCCACAUUGCAGUGCUUCCUUCCACCCCCAUCAUUGAUCUUUUUUUUUUUUUUUUACCACCACCCCCCAAUUUGACUCCAGCCCUCCGUGGCCUUCGCCUCCCCGGGCUCCAGCAGCGAACAUCCUGCCUGGGCUGCCUGUGUGUGCUUGCAGCGUCAAAGGGUGGACGUGAUAUUUCAAACAUCAGAUCCGUGCGUUUAUAUAUUGGGUGCCCGGAAAUUUUUCCAAAUAAACACAGCUUGAUUCGACGUGGGUGGGCAGACUUAUCAACAGCCUAAUUCUCUAAACAAAUGAAGGAAGGAUCCGGAGACCCAUUGGCUGGUCCCCGCGAGACACGUGGAGCGAGCUCAGGAGUGGUGUAGCAAUGAAAUUUUAAUUACUGUGGGUGGGCUGAGAGCACAAACGACUGUUUAUCGGAGACAAUUUAUUUUCCAGCGCUAAGUCAACAUAUAAUAGCAAACUUACAACAAUUAUUUAACUUUAAAAAAAAAAAAGAGAGAGAGAGAGAGAGAGAGCUAUGAAGCUGGGAGAGGGGGAGAAGCGGACUCAAGCAGGCUUGGGAUCCCAGAGAGCUCCCUGGUGGACUCCUGGGAGGUUUGUCCCUUGCCCUGUCCCUGCUUUGGGAGGCAGAUCCAGCCACGUCCAGCAUGAGCCACCUCUACAGCAGCCCCCUGCCCGGCUUGAGCUCUUCCAUGGUGUAUCUGUACGGGGCGGAGAGGGCUGGCUUGCCUGCGGCUCUCGGCUUCGCCUCGUCGGGGGGGAUGCCCAGGCAGGAGCCCCCCCAGAAGCCUCCUUACAGCUACAUCGCCCUCAUCGCCAUGGCCAUCAAGGAGGCUCCGGACCAGAAGGUGACCCUCAAUGGGAUUUACCAGUUCAUCAUGGAGCGCUUCCCUUUCUACCACGACAACAAGCAGGGCUGGCAGAACAGCAUCCGCCACAACCUCUCGCUCAACGACUGCUUCAUCAAGGUGCCCCGGGAGAAGAGCCGUCCGGGCAAGGGCAGCUACUGGACCCUGGACCCCAAGUGCCUGGAUAUGUUUGAGAACGGCAACUAUCGGCGCAGGAAGAGGAAGCCCAAAGCCCCCGGCGCCCAGGAGGCAGGGAUGGAGCCGGCCAAGAGAUGCCGGGGCGGCUCCGCGGAGGGCGGCCCCGACGGCGCGGCAGCCCCGCAGCCCGGCAGCUGCCCGCUGGCCCGGCGCUUGGAGGGCAGCCCCGAGCCCCCCUCGGGGGGCAGCGCCCCGAAAAGCUCCGGCAAGUCGCAGAGCUUCAGCAUAGACAGUCUGCUGGCUCGCACGGCGCUGCACAAGCCGGCCCCGGAGGACGUGCAGGCGGGGGCAGCCCCGGGCGAGAGCCAGCCCAGCCUGGCCCAUGCCAGCCUCUGCCCGGCUUUCAACGCCUCGCUGGUGCUCGACUCCCAGGUGCAAGGUAGACUCUACCAGCUCGGCAUCCCCUUCCUCUCCUAUUUCCCGCUGCCCUUUUCUGAGACGGUGUUUCAUUUCCAGUAAAAGAAACAGGGAGGAGGGUGGGUGGGGGGAUGAACCACCCCCACAUCCAUCCUCAUCCCUUACCAGGUCCAGGUUCAGAUUUCAGGGCAUUUCCAACCUCCUUUCACCCCCCCUGAGCAGACUUCUCCUUCAUUUGGGGGGUCCCCCUUCCAAUUUCUAAUUCUAAGGUUAAAAAAACAACCCCAAACCUUAUUUUUUUCUCAUUGCAACACACAGCAGAGGUUUUGCAUGAGCUGGGCUUUGCUUUGAGUUAUUCGCCUCUGAAUUAGAGCGUCCUAGACUUUCAGUGCUGCAGACUGCGAGUGAGAGGAAAAGUCCCUGCUUCUGCCCUCUGUGUGACAUGGGAGACUGGGCAAGAUGCACCUAGUUUUGACCCAGUCAUUGACAAUGCUUAUGGUUUUAUGCUAUUCAGACCCAGUUCGGUCCAGCAACUUUGCAUCUCUUGUUUUUUUAAGAGGUUUCCCCUCCCUUUUAUGUGUAUGUGUGCGUGGCUCUGCAUUCAACACGUCUUGCUGCCUGCACACACCUGAGCCACCGGCUCAGCCAUCUCAAGCAAACCGAAGGCAUAAGGACAAGUCAGAGGAGCAAAGUGAGUUAAAAUAUUUGCCUUCUGUACAGUCCUGCUCGCUUGGAAUCAGCCCUGGAUGUCAUUCCUGGUCUUAAUUUUGUACAAUGAGAAAUUGCAAAGCUCCUAUGGCAGGGAUCCACGGUCAGAUCUGGCAAAGUGAAUUGACCUCAAUAGCAACCAGCAGUCUUGGAGCUGCCUAUGUGACCAGGCAGACAGACAUCCAGGGGGAACAGGAAAGCAGCUAACAGCUCCUCAUAGGUUUUUCUUUUUAAUCUGGAUACAUACUAGACAGUCAGGAGCAUUUCGUCUUCUUGCCAUAAAUAGAGGCUUUGUAUAUUAACGGGUAGAUGCCCUUUGACAAGCAUCUAUAUUCAUCUGUUUUUAUUAUGAAACCAAACCUAUAUCCAAUAAAAUAUUUUGUUCAAUGAUA
Molecule: messenger RNA, 4175 nt
Organism: Alligator mississippiensis (American alligator)
Lineage: Eukaryota; Metazoa; Chordata; Crocodylia; Alligatoridae
Gene: FOXL1
Product: forkhead box L1
Exons: 1
Coding region: 2320-3177 (285 amino acids)
Biological process (GO): anatomical structure morphogenesis; cell differentiation; regulation of transcription by RNA polymerase II
Molecular function (GO): DNA-binding transcription factor activity, RNA polymerase II-specific; RNA polymerase II cis-regulatory region sequence-specific DNA binding
Source: RefSeq, a predicted model, not a curated record